AUGACAGCGGAUGGUGCUGGAACCGCAGAUACUCCGAUUAGAGCUUAUUCAGCGGCUAUUAACGGGAGUCGAUCGGUCGCACAGAAACUACAGGUCGUACAAGUGUUCGUUUCCCUUUUUUUCAAUUUUGGUUUGAUAUUUGAGAUUGGCUAUGUUCAGUGUGAUAGUGUUGAGUUUAUUCAAUUAAAAAUUGAGACCAGAGUGCAGAGUGCAGGACUCUUGGGGAAGUAUUUUGUUGUGUUAUUGAGUCAUUCAUCUGCCAGCGGCGAAGAAAGCGAUGAAAAGCAAAGCUUCUCCUCCAAAAACAAAUUCUCUUCCCGCAAUGCUUCUUCCAAGUACGAUUUCGUUAAGGUGAAGGUGCGGUUGGGUGAUAAUGCGGAUCACUACUAUGUUCUGUCUAGAUUUUCGCUCAGUAGGUGCGGUUGGAUGAUAAUGCUGCAAUGUGGAUUCGAUUUGGAAAAUGGCCAGUGCUGGUUUAUCUGGAACUCUUUUGUCAGGAAUUGGAAAUUUGAGCCAUCUCCGAACAUUGUUACUACAGAACAAUCAGUUAUCUGGUCCUAUCGCGGCUGAGAUAGGCAAGUUGUCAGAGCUUCAAACUCUAGAACUUUCCAGUAACCAGUUUGUUGGAGGAAUUCCUAGUUCUUUGGGCUUAUUGUCUCAACUAAGUUACUUGUGAGUGUGUCUUAACAAAUAGAUAGAUGAUGAUGUUAUUUUAACCCUGUUUUUUUUG
Messenger RNA from Arachis duranensis, 730 nucleotides. RefSeq lists its product as uncharacterized. Bases 1 to 570 code for a protein of 189 amino acids. The record is from RefSeq and is a predicted model, not a curated record. NCBI's taxonomy places the organism in Eukaryota, Viridiplantae, Streptophyta, Magnoliopsida, Fabales, Fabaceae. The transcript has 9 exons.